Drepanopeziza brunnea f. sp. 'multigermtubi' MB_m1 is the source of this 1506-nucleotide messenger RNA. RefSeq lists its product as uncharacterized. The record is from RefSeq and is a predicted model, not a curated record. Gene Ontology annotation, molecular function: heme binding; iron ion binding; oxidoreductase activity, acting on paired donors, with incorporation or reduction of molecular oxygen. Lineage: Eukaryota; Fungi; Ascomycota; Leotiomycetes; Helotiales; Drepanopezizaceae.
AUGGGCACCUUCUCGGCAGUAUUUGCAGUACUUCUGGAUCUGUCAUAUACCCUUCUCGUUACAGGCUGUUUCACACUCUACGUACUGGGUAUCGCGUUGUACAGGCUCUACUUCCAUCCCCUCUCGAAGUACCCCGGUCCUUUUCUCUGGAAGAUAUCCCGGCUGCCACACGCCUGGUAUUGCUGUACAGGGAGGAUUGCAUACAAGAUUACGGAUUUUCACGGGAUUUAUGGACCCAUAGUACGAAUUGCCCCCGAUGAGUUGAAUUUUAUACUCGAAGACGCAUGGCAAGAUAUUUACGGAAAGCCACUUCCACGAAACAGUCAGCUUAGAAAGGACCCUGAUCAGUUUGUUGCGAAUCCUGAUGGACCCCUUGGUCUGCUACUGGAGCCCAGCGAUGAAAUUCAUGCAAGACACAGACGUAACCUCGCCCCGGGGUUUUCCGAGAAGAUACUGCGAGUACAAGAGCCCCUACUGAACAAAUACUUUGGUCUUCUGAUCCAAAGACUUCGAGAGAACUCUGGUAGUCCGGUCGACGUGGCCCAGUAUUACGAGUUUGCUACGUUUGAUAUUGUGGGCGACUUGACAUAUGGAGAGUCCUUCGAUUGUCUCGAGAAGUUGGAGGUACAUCUCUGCCUCAAACUCCUCCAUACAGCAGGAAAAGCAAUUGCUAUCCUCGGUAUAAUGCAAAAGUUCCACCCACUAGACAAGAUAUUCCUAGCUAUAUUUGCACGCAUCGCCCGGAAAGACGAAACAAUCUUUCGAACACUGACGAGGGAAAAGCUGCUCAAACGACUCGAGCUUCCGGAUCCUCGCCCAGACUUUAUCGCCUAUGUACAGAGGCAUCUGGAUUCAGCCGAGGGGAUGACGUUCGGUGAAAUUUCCGAGACGUGUGGCGUCCUCCUAGCUGCGGGAUCGGAAACUACAGCAAGUCUGCUCACAGCGGUGACAUUCUACCUGACAACCCACCCUUCCAUCCUCAAGAAUCUUACCACCGAGAUCCGAAACGCCUUCAGGUCCGAGUCUGAGAUCACCAUAGUCAGCGUGAACCGUCUCGAAUACCUCCUCGCCGUCCUCAAUGAAGCCCUGCGCAUACACCCCCCCGUGGGAGGCAACCUGGUUCGGAUUACUCCACGCGAGGGAUGCAUGAUCGCUGGCAGAUUUAUCCCGGGAGACACGCAUGUAGCCAUCAACCACUGGAGCGCCUCACAUUCUCCCUUGAACUUCACGAGGCCCUACGAAUUCAUCCCCGAGCGCUGGAUGGGCUCCUUGGAAUUCAGAGACGAUAAGAGGAGGGUAUUCAAUCCUUUCAAUGUUGGCCCCAGGAACUGUAUCGGGAGGAACCUGGCGUAUGUUGAGAUGAGGGUUAUCCUCGCCAGGAUGGUCUACAACUUCGACAUGGAACUUUGCGAGCAGAGUAAGGGGUGGAAGGAUCGACAGGUUAUGUACUUGCUGUGGGAAAACUGGAGGCCAUUGAUGCUGAAGCUGUCACCGGUGGCUAGAUGA